Molecule: messenger RNA, 2926 nt
Organism: Gavialis gangeticus (Gharial)
Lineage: Eukaryota; Metazoa; Chordata; Crocodylia; Gavialidae
Gene: BEGAIN
Product: brain enriched guanylate kinase associated
Exons: 8
Coding region: 297-2195 (632 amino acids)
Cellular component (GO): synapse
Source: RefSeq, a predicted model, not a curated record
GGCACCAGCUGGUAGACAGUGAAUGACCCUUAAUAAGUUUGUUGGCAAUUGCUCGACUUUGCUAUGCAGGUUGACGCUCUCAUGGCAACACGGACAGGAUGUCAUUCUCGGCUGGUUUCAUUAAAAGAAAAACGAUCCUGCCUCUCAGUUUAAAAAAAAAAAAAGCAGCAGCAGCAGCUGUAACUGUUGAAGCAGCAUGCACCUAAUAAGCUACUUCUAAAUCUGGCUCCAUCAUUUCAGUCUGUGGACUAGCAGAACAGAGCUCCCAGAAUCAUUCCAAAGCCUCUGCGGCAGAAAUGGAGAAAAUAAGGGUACGAAAUUCCUGGGUGCCAACCUGUCUAUGGCAACCUAGAAUUCUCCAGGGCAGGCUCGCAAAAUCUUCACCUACCCUCUGGGACAGUACUUUGCAAGAACAGAAGGGGGAAUUACGGAAGCGCCUAUCCUAUACUACCCACAAACUGGAAAUGCUUGAAACAGAAUUUGAUUCUACGCGCCAGUAUCUUGAAAUAGAACUGAGACGUGCUCAGGAAGAACUUGAAAAAGUAACUGAAAAACUGAGAAGGAUACAAAACAAUUACCUAGCCUUACAACGAAUUAAUCAGGACCUGGAAGAUAAACUUUACAGGAUGGGUCAACAUUAUGAAGAGGAAAAAAGGGCUUUAAGCCAUGAAAUAAUUGCGCUCAAUAAUCAUUUAAUAGAAGCCAAGGUGACAAUAGAUAAGUUGUCAGAAGACAAUGAGCUCUAUAGAAAGGACUGCAAUUUAGCUGCUCAGCUGCUCCAGUGCAGCAAGAAUUACAACAGGGCACAUAAGCUUUCUGAGCUGCCAUCUGACUUUCAGGAAAGAGUCAGCAUCCAUCUGGAAAAGCAUGGGUGCAGCCUUUCUGUACCUCUCUGUCACCCAUCAUUCGCUGAUACCAUACCAACUUGCGUCAUUGCUAAAGUGCUGGAAAAACCAGAUCCAAACAGCUUGUCCUCACAUUUGUCAAGCACAUCUACAAGAGAUCUUGCCUUUCAGGACUCUGCUGGGAAGCUUGGGCAAAAGCCCCAAUACAAGUCUGACAUCUAUUGCAGCGAUACAGCUCUUUAUUGCCCUGAGGAGAGGAGGAGGGAGAGGAGACAGAGUGUGGAUAUGCAAGUGAAAGAUGUAGGGUUUUUGAGAUCCCAGAACUCUACUGACAGCACUGUAGAAGAAGAUGGCUUCCAUUCCAGCUUCUCUCAUGAAGCCUUCCCAGAAUACGUUACCUCUUUACCAACCUCCAGCUCCUAUUCCAGCUUUAGCGUUACAUCGGAGGAAAAGGAGAAUGCCCAGGCCAGCACUCUGACAGCCUCUCAACAAGCAAUCUACAUGGGCAACAGAGAAGAAAUGUUUGACAGAAAGUCAUCUUCAGGUUACGAACAUCAGGGAAGUCCUAGGUUUGCCAAGUCCAAACCUGUGCAGCACAUGGAACUUGCUGAUGACAAUGACAACUCUCCCACUUUUACUCGGACUCUGUCUCCUUAUGCAAAUGAGCCUUUCCAUUUCUCAGCCAUAACUACGCAACAGGUGUUGGCAAGUCAGAAAAUGAGGAAUGAGUGCAGAAGCACCCAUCUCUCAGAAGAAGACUUACCCAGUCGGUGGAGGCAGCUGAGUGCAGAGGACAUUGGUGCAUAUUCUUAUAGGAACACUGGCAGACUGUCCCCCUGCAGUUUUUCAGAACAGUACUACAGCAGUCCAGUCAAAAAAACUGACAGCCGAGCAAGCCCCAUCUAUGCCAGUUACAAAGCAGACAGCUUCUCGGAGGGAGAUGAUAUCUGCCAAAGCAGACUUGUGGAUUCUUGCUUCCUGAGAACAGACAGUGGCCUGAAUAUUGACAUCAGCAGUAGCUGUAAACAGGACAAGUUACCCUCUUACAAAACAAAAGAAUCAAGAGACCAAAAAAAUGAACGGAUAACGGUCCAGUUGUGCAGUAGCAAAAAUAUGGAAAGUAGCCCAGUGUUGAAAAGGGAGUAUGUCGAUGUAAGCCCAAACAGCUCGGCAGAAUCUCUCAAUCAGAGUUCAAUGGAGGCGUCAGAGAUCCAUCAGUCUUCCAUGGAGCAAGGGAGCCAUUCAGGCCUUCACAGCAAACAGCAGCAGUUUCAACGGACUGGGAGUACAGGUCUGAGUCGGAAGGACAGCCUUACAAAAGCACAAUUAUAUGGAACCCUUCUAAAUUAACCAUCUUCCAGAACUGCAAUAAGAAAACAAACAAGCACCAUUUGAUACUUCUAGUGAAUGACCAGGUUCUAAGAAACAGGAUUAUUACAAAAUAUAUAGUCCUAAUGGUACUGUAGGUUUGAAACAAAAACCUGUUCAAAACACGUUACAAUUUUCACACACCAUCCUGUCCAUCUGGGAGACUACCCUUCCCCCUCUUUUAUAAACCUGAAAUAUUUUUAUAAACAAAAUGGUAUUUAUUAGACUCUCCUUAAUAUCAGCUAUUUGAGCAGUACUCUUUUCCCUUCAAGCAGGUUUCUUAUUUAUUUUUGUGCAUGAGGCCAGCUGUGCCUAAAGUCUUGGAGGAAAAGGGUUACAUCAUUAUUGCAGUGACAACAAAUAAACCCGUCAGAUAAAAUAGCGUAAACUCCGCGUCCUGUGAAACUGAAAUAUACGAGAAUGGUGAAUUCAAAGAAGUAUAUUUUUAAAGGAGAACAGAAAUGUAACCUAAGUUAUUUCAUACAAAUGUAUCUAUGAGUGAAUAAUGUAUGCACAAUGUGAUACAAAUAUUUUGUUCUUUUACUUCAUUGUGUUUCUGCUUCCCUAUUUUCCCCUUGUAUACUACCUCAAAAGUAAUUGAGGGUUUCUUGUCACAUAUUUUCCGUAGGCUUGCAUUUAUAUUGUCUAAAAUGCAUGUGGUGUCAUAAUUAGUACUGUAUUUUGCAUUACUUAAUAAAAGACACAAAUGGAAA